Arctia plantaginis is the source of this 4233-nucleotide messenger RNA. The record is from the annotation of a GenBank genome assembly. NCBI's taxonomy places the organism in Eukaryota, Metazoa, Arthropoda, Insecta, Lepidoptera, Erebidae.
AUGGCUAAAUGGAAGUUAUCUCGACAAAUAUUCGGUUGUGAGGAAUUUACUCUCUCACCAGGCGACAAUGUAACAGUCGGCCGGGGAAACAAUAACAAAAUAACUCUAUCAAGUGCUGUUAUAUCGAGGAACCAUUGUGUUAUUAAUGUCCAGAACAAUAAAGCACUUAUUACAGAUUUACAGAGUUCUAAUGGAGUGUAUGUUGGCACUAAUAAAAUACCACCAAACACUCCAUAUGUUAUAGAAGAGUCUGAUUUAAUUGGAUUAGGAUGGACAUUAGGAGCUCCCCUGGUUAAUAUUAAGGACAGUGAAAAAUAUGUAUUCAAGUUAAUCAAAGACAAACAGGUAUCACCUAUAAUAAGCAGAAUAACAUUCCAAGAUGAAAAUGAAUUGAAUAAUAUUGAGGCAGAGAUUGCAAAGUUUGAUUAUGAAUCUAACGAAAAAGGCACUGUGAGUUCACCAGUCCUCUGCAGUAAACCACCUAUGAAACGCAAGUUAAAUGACAAUAUAAAGUUAGAAAUCAAACAGGAGUUAAAUACCAAGAAAGAAAACGAAAAUUGUAUAAUUAAUAUAUCUGAUAGUGACUGUGAUGUCCCUACCAAAGUACCAGAUGAUGGUUCUAAAAAAGCAAAACUGCAACCAAUAAAUGAAGAAACAAAAAAGCAGCUUACAAAGGUAAAUGAAAUUAAGAAUGAAAAUGAUCUUAUUGAGUAUGAUGAAUUUAAUGUUAAGCAAGAAUAUUUAGGGUAUGACGAUGAACCUAUAUAUGUAAGUGACAGUGAGAGUGAUGGUGAAUCAGAACAAUGGUUCUUGAGACUCUCCCAAAACUCUCCUGGCAAACCUUUUAUUAAAAUGGAAAAAGCUGUCAAGGAAGAAAUUAAACAAGAGGAUGGGUCAUACAGUCAGAUAGAUGAUGAUUUUAUUGGUAGUCAUUUGAUAUUUGAAGAUAAUGAUGAUUUCAUUUCUAAUCCUGAACCAGAAGAGAAAAUCCAUGAAGUACCUGAUAUAAGUAAACUGCCAGACAAAGCUUUAGAAUAUAAUGAAGAAUUUUCUGAUGAUAUUAUUUCAAUUGAAAAACCUCCAACAUCUGAAUCCAGACCAGAAAAAGAAAUAAGGGAUGAUUUGGAUGGAUGUAUAGCAGGCAAUUUAUCAAAACAAUCUGAAAAGCUUAUAAAAUCACCUCCUAAUGAAAUUUAUAAGAAAGCACAAAUGAUUGAACCUCUUGCUCAAUCACGUAAGGGAAAAUCACAUCACCUUUUCGCAGAAGCUCAAGCUAAAACAAAACAAUCUACAUCAAAACUCACUAGCAGUAAAGUUGAGAAGUCACAUUCUAAAAAACAACCAUCAACAACUCAGAAAGAAGAACGUAAAAAAAAACUUAAAGAAAUAGCAUUGAAAGUCAAAGAUAAUGAAACAAAAUCUAACAGAGAGUCAAUAGAAACUAAUAAACCUAGCACAAAUGUAAAGGUUACUUCUACCAACCGAGGAGCCUUUCUUACUGAAGUAGUGCAAGCUGUAGUAAAGCCAGUAAAACGGAAAGAAAACCUAAAUAAAAGUAAAGAUAAAAUUUCAGAAUCUCCUAAAGUCACAGAAUCUAUAAGCAAAGAACUUACAGAAGAUCUGGAAAAUAGAGGAAAACAUGAGAAAGAUAGAUCAAACAAAGGAAAGGGUAAAGGAUUAAAACAAAAAAAAGAAAGUAAAUCGUCCAAAAUCUUUAAUGAUGUUGAACAAGAAGUAAGAGUGCCUCUUAAAAAUUUGAGGCCCUUAACUGAUAGUGAAGAAUCAUAUUCAGGAAAACCUAUUUCAAAAGUGGGGCCCAUGCCUUCAGAAAAACUAAAAAAGAAAGUGCGCUUUUCACAAGAACCACCACAAGUUCGUGUAUUUGAAAUAGAACCUGGUAACAAACUGAAAAAGACUAGCUUAGUAAAAACUACACUGGUAGAUAUUCGGCAAACUCCUGUGUUUUCAUUAGAGAAAAUAACGCUAAUGAAAAUAUUGCGCUGGAACCCUCAUUGGCUAGAAGAACAACUAAAUAAUAAUGACCCACCACCUAUUCUGGGUCAUAAUAACACCCCAAUGACCCUUUUCCACUCUUUUGUGAAUCACAAUCAAUAUGUACAGUUGGUAGGUGAUUUGCUUCUAAUGGAAAUUUGGGAAUGCCUGACAAUAGCAUAUAUGAAAACAAGAAAUCAAAAUAAUGGAUUACAAAUGAGAAUAGAAACGUUACCGCCAAUACCUACACAAGAGCGCUGCUUUGAAUUAUUCAAUUUAAGUGUAAAUGUUUCAUUACUUCCAUCGGAAACGAAUAACCUCCCAAGAGUUGGAGAAAUAAUGCUUGUUACUUUUGAAUCAGAUAAUGUUAAACGUCAGAGAUUUUUCUUUGUGCACAAUAUAAGAUAUCUACCUGCGGCUCCAGGCCAAACAAAGCACUUUUACAGCAUAUCCUUGCAUGCAACUGUCACAGAAAAAAUGAUGUCACUAAGGCCAGGUGGCAUAAUCAUUGGAACGAGUUUAGCAUAUAUCAAGAAGGAACUAAUGUUGUUCGAAGCCAUGGAAUACCUUGCAGGAUCUCCUCUCAGUGAUGCCAUAUUAAGACCAGAACCACAUCAUUUUAUUAGUGAUCAUAACAAUCAGAUAGUUAACCCAAAGUCACAGUGGACUGCGACUUUAAACCCAAGUCAGCUGAGGGCGGUGAGUUCGUCAGUGGCCGCGGCGCUCAGUGACAAACCUUCUAUACAGAUGGUACAGGGACCACCCGGCACAGGUAAAUCCAGUGUCAUAUGUGCAAUAGCCAUGACGUACUUCUACAGUUCACAAGGUAAAAAGCAUCAGAACAGGGGCAAAAUACUGAUAUGUGCAACGAGUAAUGCUGCUGUUGACGGACUAGUCAUUAGAUUAUUAAACUUGAGGCAGAGUUUACCUAAACCGGAACGAUUUCGCAUGGUACGGGUUGGUCGCGCGGAAGCCAUGCACGCGGUGGCCGCCAACAUUAGUUCACAGCAACUCGCGCACCGCGAACUCACUCGCAUCAACGAACAGCCGCCUACCACAGCAGGACUAAACGAAGAGAUCGCACACCUAGAAGCUAAAAUAAACAUGUGGAAGACUGCAAAAAAUGAAGCCAAAGAUCCGGUUCGUAUAGCGUACUGCCAAGGUCGAGUUGCUGAUCUCAUCAAAAGGAUAACACUGCUGCGGGGCGGCGGCGGUGCGGUGGCGGGCGAGGCGGGCGGGCCGCCGCGGCCGGAGCAGCUGGCCGCCUCCGAGCGACGCAUCAUCGAGGGCGCCGACAUCAUCGUCACCACGCUCGCCAGCGCGAAUAACUACAAGAUGAAGGGGUUGAAACGUCGAAUAGCUCUAUGCAUAAUUGACGAAGCGGGACAAGUGAUAGAACCGGAGACACUGAUCCCACUCACACUUGACGUGACCAAGCUCACGCUUAUUGGUGAUCCGCAGCAACUGCCCGGCUUCAUAUGCUCACAGCGUGCAAAAAAGCAUGGAUUGAGCGAAAGCUUAUUUUCGCGCCUAUCAUCUAACACAGAUGAUUGGACCAUAGGUAGUCCAGUCAUUAUGCUCAAUCAACAAUACCGCAUGCAUCCCGAUAUCGCGGAUUACCCGAGCCGAGCCUUCUACGGUGGCAUGGUACAGACCAUCCCCCCCUCCAGGCCCGAUCUCGCUUUACCACCUUACAUCAUCGUCGGCAUUACCAGCGGGGAUAAAGGACAAGGUAUAUCAGGUGCAAAUGAAAUGGAGGCGUGGGGCGUGACGAGACUGGUGAUGGCACUGGACAUAUUCCUACGGCCGCUCAGGCUCAACCUUGCUGUCAUCACGCCUUAUAACGCACACAAAGAUCUUAUCAAAAAACACCUCCAGACGUUACAUAAUCAGGGCGAGCCACAAGUGGAGGUGAACACGAUAGACAGCUUCCAAGGGCAGGAGCGAGACGUGGUGGUGGUGUCGCUGGCACGCAGCCAGGGCGUGGGCUUCCUCACCGACACGGGCCGUAUGAACGUCAUGCUCACGCGCGCCAAACACUCACUCAUCAUCUGCCUCAACCCCUUUGCCUUGCUGAAAAACAAUCAAUGGAGGACCCUUAUAGAUGACUCACAAAGAAGAGACUUGUUUAAAACUCUGCCAAACAAAAUGUGUCAACCUAUAACAGCGGCGAAAGUUUCUACUGACGAUAUUUUGAAAUACAUAAUGGAUAAAAAAUCCAACAGCUCCUCCUACCGUUGA